GCCAACUUUAACUGGUGGACGGGGGCGCCCGUCUGCCAAUCAUCUGAUGUCACAAGGAUUUCUGGUGAUUGAUUGGUGAGCAGGACCAUCUGUCCAAGUUGACCGGGGUGGGGGACGCUCCCUACAUACAGUGGUACCUCAGGUUACAUUCGCUUCAGGUUACAUAUGCUUCAGGUUAAAGACACUAACCCAGAAAUAGUGCUUCAGGUUAAGAACUUUGCUUCAGGAUGAGAACAGAAAUCGUGCUCCGGCGGCGCGGCUGCAGCAGAAGGCCCCAUUAGCUAAAGUGGUGCUUCAGGUUAAAAACACUUUCAGGUUAAGAACGGACCUCCAGAAUGAAUUAAGUUCUUAACCCAAGGUACCACUGCACUGCUAAAGCCCAGAUGCCUCACAUCCCACCUCCAAGCUUCACAGAACUGAUUAUCGUCUCCCAAAGCAACUUGUUGCUGUUGUUUAGUCGCUUAGUCGUGUCUGACUCUUCGUGACCCCUGGACCAGAGCACACCAGGCACUCCUGUCUUCCACUGCCUCCCGCAGUUUGGUCAAACUCAUGCUGGUAGCUUCGAGAACACUGUCCAACCAUCUCGUCCUCUGUCGUCCCCUUCUCCUUGUGCGCUCCAUCUUUCCCAGCAUCAGGGUCUUGUCCAGGGAGUCUUCUCUUCUCAUGAGGUGGCCAAAGUAUUGGAGCCUCAGCUUCAGGAUCUGUCCUUCCAGUGAGCCCUCAGGGCUGAUUUCCUUCAGAAUGGAUAGGUUUGAUCUUCUUGCAGUCCAUGGUACCUCAGGUUACAUUUGCUUCAGGUUACGUACGCUUCAGGUUAAAGACUCCGCUAACCCAGAAAUAGUGCUUCAGGUUAAGAACUUUGCUUCAGGAUGAGAACAGAAAGCGGGCUCUGGCAGCGCGGCAGCAGCAGGAGGCCCCAUUAGCUAAAGUGGUGCUUCAGGUUAAGAACAGUUUCAGGUUAAGUACAGACCUCCGGAACGAAUUAAGUACUUAACCUGAGGUACCACUGUAUUGCCAGAGCAGCACCCAGCAGGACUGAACUCUGUCAUCAGCUGGUGGGAGGAGAGUUCAAUCCUAAACUCUCUGGGGUCUGCUCACCAGCUGUUCAGUAGGCGUUAUCCUUCUGUUUCAGCUGUGUGCCCGGUCUCUGUGGGGAACUGGGGGUCGCAGCCAGCAUAGAUUUGAGCCCUACCACCUGUCCAUCAUCAUCCGACGUCACACGGUGACUUGAGUUGAUUGACAGGUGGGUGUGGUUUUGGAGAAAUGGCCAAAUUAACCCCUUGGCCGGAAGAAGAGUUUGGAUUUGAUAUCCCGCUUUAUCACUACCCGAAGGAGUCUCAAAGCGGCUAACAUUCUCCUUUCCCUUCCUCCCCCACAACAAACACUCUGUGAGGUGAGUGGGGCUGAGAGACUUCAGAGAAGUGUGACUGGCCCAAGGUCACCCAGCAGCUGCAUGUGGAGGAGCGGGGAAGUGAACCCGGUUCACCAGAUUACGACUCUACUGCUCUUAACCACUACACCAUACUGGCUCUCAGUAUGAUGAUGGCUCUUCGUGAUAGAAGUACUCCAUCAUGCACAAACCCCAAGAAACAAAUGAGGGCUGACCUGUGGUGAAUUCAUCAAGUUCAGAAUCUUUUUUGGUUAGCAGAUACAACGGUCCUAGAAACCCGAAAGGCAGCAGAGGUGUUUUCGGGUCGCAGCCUAAGACAUCAGGCCUUUGUCUUGCCAAAUGCAAGGUGGUUCUUUCAAAAUGAGAUUCAGAAGUAAUACAAAACGCCAAGCACUUCAAUCUGCCACUUGUAAGCCCUCAAGAAACGGUGAAGUGAGUCCCCCAGGCAGCCUCAGUUUGCACGGCCCUGCGGCAGAUCACUCCGUGUACGAGCUUCUCAAAAACUCUGCCCACAACCAUCCGAUUUAUAGUUAGUAGGUUGUGUAGCUUGUCUGACUGGCUAUGUGCAGAUCAUCAUUAGCCACCUACUCCCAAUGCUUCACUUUCCCAAAACAGCGUCCAACUUCAAGAAGGUACCUAGCACUAUCACUUCCUCCCAGCUGAUUAGGACAAUAAAGGCUGUUCUUCGUGCCAUCAAAUAACUUAACAAGAGACAAGGGGAGGGGGAAGAAACUGUUAGGAUUCUUUCUCCAUGUUUGCAGUCAUGGGAUUGUUGUCUAUCACAUGAUAGUGUCUGUUUUCAUUCCACAGUGUGCGAAGUGAUAGAGACAGGAUGUUUUGGUAUUACAGUGGUACCUCGGGUUACAUACGCUUCAGGUUACAUACGCUUCAGGUUACAGACUCUGCUAACCCAGAAAUAGUGCUUCAGGUUAAGAACUUUGCUUCAGGAUGAGAACAGAAAUCGUGCUCCAGCGGUGUGGCACCAGCAGGAGGCCCCAUUAGCUAAAGUGGUGCUUCAGGUUAAGAACAGUUUCAGGUUAAGAACGGACCUCCGGAACGAAUUAAGUACUUAACCCGAGGUACCACUGUACUGUGUUCUGUGAAGUGGGACUAUUGUCCUUUGUUCCUUUUCUCUUUGCUGUCUGAUGAGAAAGAGGAAAGAGCUAAGUCAGAAUGCUCCAAGUGUAUUAUAUGUAAAUAAAAGUAGAUUAGCCAAAAUGCUGUGCUACUGAGUUCUGUUACGCAAACUGCCAAUACUGCAGGAUCGUAAGUGUUCUGAUGCCUCUAGGUAUCAGUCGCUGUGAUGUUUGGGCUGAAGAAAGCUUUUAGGCUCCCGAACGAUCGACCAGGAGGAGAGAACAUGCUAUCGGGCAUGUGUCUCUGCCAGAGUCCUACACACAGUAGAAGCAGAGCCUAACCGGAACAGAGGCAGGAAGGAUAACCAUGUCAGAUCACUAACUCCUUGAAAUACAAUUUUCUUCCGGAUAGCUUGCCCAUACACACUUUCCCACCCCGGUCUUCUGAAAGUGGCUGAAGCCCCUUCUCUUUUGCCUUCUCCUGCAGCGAUGGCCCAAUCUGUCGAAUCUGCCACAGGCGGAAGCGGAGAAGGCCUGCUCUCGCCCUGCGAUUGCACGGGCACCUUGGGGACCGUCCACAAGAGCUGCCUGGAGAAGUGGCUUUCCUCCUCCAACACGAGCUACUGCGAACUGUGCCACACCGAGUUUGUCGUGGAGCGGCGGCCCAGGCCCCUGAUCGAGGUGGGUUGCGCCUCCCUCACUUGCCGCAGGGCACGAUCUCCGGGCUAGAGGUUUUGAGUGGGAAAGAGAAUGACAAAUCAGUUUCUUUGGAACACUUGCAUUCUGCUUUGUCCCUGGGUGGUGCCUUGCAAAAGAUUCUCAAAAUGAAAUUGUGCUCAGGUGUUAUAAAAGGAACAGGAAGGCAUGAUCUCUCCAUGGAACCGGAAUAGAUCAGGCAGCGCUCCCUGCCCUCUGCACAUCAGAGGUUCUCUCUAAGGUCCUCUGAGGCAAGGGAGUGGGGCUGGGCGGCUGGAGUUAUCUCAGCCCAUGGUGGGAGCAGUCUUCCCUUGCUGGUAGUUGAUGAGAAACACCGAUAGGAUAGGCAGAUACACAUACUUGGAAGCUCACAAAUGGCAGCUGUCAAAUAAAUUUGUGAGCAACUCCUUCAUAGCCUGCAAACCUUCCACCCCAUCGUAAAUGAAUAAUAAUGCAGCCUCUGGACUGCCGGUCAGUGAUUUCUGUUAUCUCCUUAAGCACCCUUUGCCCCCCCCCCCCAUGUACAUAUUUACACCCCCACCACAUGUGAACAUAAUUCCCCGCUUCCCGGCAUCCCCUCCAACAUAACACCGGAUAUUCCUUGUUUAUUUGAUUUCAAAACCAUUUCCAACGUGUUGCUGGACAGCAGGAACGCAGGCAGUUGCUUGCUCUUGAUUUAGGCUCAGGCACCCUCUUUACUCCUGGGAGAUAAAACUUGUUUGGGACUAACAAGAUGGCUCUGAGAGUUCUCAAACAAGAGACAGAGCUUUCAGCUCCGUCAGCGUUCUUGUUUUUAUCUAAUGUGAAUACCAUCUCCAAACUACCCGUAUUUUUCGCUCUAUAAGACGCACCAGACCAUAAGACACACCUAGUUUUUGGAGGAGGAAAACAAGAAAAAAAUAUUCUGAAUCUCAGAAGCCAGAACAGCAAGAGGGAUCGCUGCGCAGUGAAAUCAGCGAUCCCUCUGGCAGUUCUGGCUUCUGGGAUAGCUGCGCAGCCUGCAUUCGCUCCAUAAGACGCACACACAUUUCCCCUUACUUUUAUAGAGCAAAAAAUACGGUAAUUUAUAAUAAUUUUCUUUUAUUCUCAUAGACAACAUUUUCAACGUGCGAUUCUUUCCCCUUCAUUCUGACAAAUUAAUCCCCCUCUGUCUUUUCCUUCCUUCUGUCCAGUGGCUGAAGGACCCCGGCCCACGCAGCGAAACGGACGCUGUUCUGCGACAUGGUGUGUUUCCUUUUCAUCACCCCGCUGGCUGCCAUCUCCGGCUGGCUUUGCCUCCGCGGUGCCCAAGACCACCUGCAGUUCAAUAGCCGCUUGGAGGCCAUCGGCCUGAUUGCCCUGACCAUAGCACUUUUUACCAUCUAUGUCCUUUGGACACUGGUGAGUGGUCACGCCCGUUUUCCUUCUCGGGGUUCUUCUUACACUAAAUCAGUCUGCUCCUCCUCCUUACUAUUAUUUGGGGGCAGGUUAUGGGUCAGUGAUAGGGAUGUGGGUGGCGCUGGGGGGUUAAACCACAGAGCCUAGGCCUUGCCGAUCAGAAGGUCAGCGGUUCGAAUCCCUCGGCUGACUGGUUGAGCUCCCAUUGCUCGGUCCCUGCUCCUGCCAACCUAGCAGUUCGAAAGCACGUCAAAGCGCAAGUAGACAAAUUGGUACCGCUCCGGCGGGAAGGUAAACAGCAUUUCCGUGCACUGCUCUGGUUCGCCAGAAGCGGCUUAGUCAUGCUGGCCACAUGACCCGGAAGCUGUACGCCGACUCCCUCGGCCAAUAAAGCGAGAUGAGCGCUGCAACCCCAGAGUCGGCCACGACUGGACCUAAUGGUCAGGGGUCCCUUUACCUUUACCUUGGGCAAUUCCAAACCUAACCCUGAUUAUUCUUGCUCUCCUUCCCCACCCCGCUUGUGACCCCCCUCCCACCCCGCCGGCCAGGUUUCAUUCCGCUACCAUUGCCAGCUGUACUCCGAGUGGCGAAGGACCAAUCAGAAAGUCCGCCUGAUGAUCCCGGACUCGAGGAACCCGCACCCUGUCUCGCACUCGCUGCUCUCCGCCAAGCUCCUGAAGAAGAAGGCCGACGAGACGACCGUAUGAGCCAGGAGCGGCCCUCUGUAGGCGAGGGGGGCCCUCCCCUUGCACGGGGCGGGGGGCGGGGAGGAGGGAGAGAGAGAGAGAGAGGAGAGCGGGAUAGCACUUUCUCCCGCCCACAGCAGCAAAAGACUCGCCUAAACAAUCAGCCCGACCAAAGGGGGAAUCUUGCCACUUGCCCCGUUCCGCUGCGGCGAGAACACAGAACGACAACCGAGCCCCCCAGGGGUGUGUGCAAUGAGCCUGGCUGGCGGUGGGCCCUGUGCGCCCCCCGGCCAGGCUCCGUCUUCGAGACGAAACCUAGCAAAGGAGAAAGAGAGCCUCUCCCUAUAUCCAUAUAUCUAUAUUAUAUUACCAUAAUUGUUGUUAUUAUUACUAUAAUUUUGUCACUCUUCUUAAUUUCCACGCCUGGUGUUGUCGCUGUUGCUGCUGUUGCUGUUUGUGUCCAGGCCCCUUUUUUUAUGUCGUCCCAACAAACGUCCCCGCGAGAGAUGCGGAGAGGCCACCUGCCCAUUGCUGCUGCUUCGACACCCCACCACCACCACUUUGUCGGUUUCACCCGGUGGAGCAUUUGCUGUGGAGGUUUCUCACCGCCGCCCGACUUCUCCUACGCAGCAACCGCUGCGGCUGCCGCAUUUCGGGGAAGGCUCGAGAAUCGAUGA
Podarcis lilfordi (Lilford's wall lizard) is the source of this 5902-nucleotide messenger RNA. The record is from the annotation of a GenBank genome assembly. NCBI's taxonomy places the organism in Eukaryota, Metazoa, Chordata, Lepidosauria, Squamata, Lacertidae.